Molecule: messenger RNA, 1194 nt
Organism: Diabrotica balteata
Lineage: Eukaryota; Metazoa; Arthropoda; Insecta; Coleoptera; Chrysomelidae
Source: the annotation of a GenBank genome assembly
AUUUUAUACUCACUUUAACUAAUAAUUCAAAAUGAUUUCCUCGAUACCUUUGCUAUUGUCGUUACUGGCACUAGCAUCCGGUACUUCAAUACAGCAGGCCACAAACAAUACAGAGGAAGUUGGCAUUUCUUGUACUAUUAAAGAAUACUCACAAGUAGAGGCUGUACUGAAAUACUGCACUAAUAUUAUUUUAAGCAAUGUAGAAGUACCUAGUGGAAAAUCUUUAAACUUACAUUUAAGAGAUGGUUCAACUUUGACUGUCAGGGGUACUAUUAGUUUUGAUGUUGGACACUACGAUAUAUGGUUGGUUACUAUUUCUGGAAAUAAUAUUAAAGUAAUUGGAGAAAAAGGUUCACUUUUUCAUGGUCACGGUGAGAAAUACUGGGACGGCCACGGAGGUAGUGGCGGCGUUAAAAAACCAAAACUGCUACAAAUCACAAAUGUCAACAAUGGUCAUUUCAGCAACAUUCGCUUGAGGAAUUGCCCAAUGUUCUGUACAGGCAUAACCAAGGUUAAAGAUUUGACAAUAGAUGGAUGGAACGCUGAUUGUGCCGAAGGAGACAAAUUGGGAAGAAAUACUGACGGAAUAGGCAUCUCUUGGGCUGAAAAUGUACACAUAAACAACGUUUACAUCCAUAACCAAGACCAGUGUUUGUAUGUCAACCAAGGAUCUAAUAUGGUCUUCACAGACAUCCACUGUGUUAAUUCUAAUGGUAUUUGCGCUACAGCGGGCUUUAGCAAAACUUCAUAUGAAGAAAACACUACUAAAAACAUAACAUUCCACAAUUGCGUUUUGGAAGGAGGGCUUACAGGUGUUCAGGUUAUAGCGAUGGCUGAUGGUGGAGCAGGAGAAUUGACGGAUAUUAGUUUUCAGAACGUCAUUCUUAAAGGUGUUAGACAACAAGGAGUCUACGUACAAAUGGACUUUGGUAACAACGGUCAUCCCAACAACAAUAUAGCACUCAAAGGACUAAAAUUGUCACACAUCAGCGGAACCGUUUCAGGCAACUCAGCUAGACCUUACUACAUUGUAUGUGGUAAAAAGUGUUCAGACUGGAAGUUCAACGAUGUUCACGUGACAGGGGGAGGCGUCCAUAGCUCAUGUAAUUAUAAGCCAGCUGGAUUUAACUGUUAGAUAAUUGGAUAUUGUACAAAUUAGGAUAUAAAUAUAUGUAAUAUAUUAUUAUUAAAUCA